Molecule: messenger RNA, 5015 nt
Organism: Gadus morhua (Atlantic cod)
Lineage: Eukaryota; Metazoa; Chordata; Actinopteri; Gadiformes; Gadidae
Gene: vamp2
Product: vesicle-associated membrane protein 2
Exons: 5
Coding region: 351-680 (109 amino acids)
Biological process (GO): vesicle-mediated transport
Cellular component (GO): membrane
Source: RefSeq, a predicted model, not a curated record
CCAGCCGCUCGAGCCCCGACGCGUUCAUUACUGAGAGGCGACGCCGUGACACGCUGCUGCUGCUGCUGCUGCCGUGCUACAGACACCCAGGACAGGACGAACAGACGGACAGGGACCCCGUACACAUCCCGAGUAGUGAACCCGAGACAGCGCUCCGACCUCCGGGCUGCAGGCUCUAGAAGAUCUCCUUCUCUCCUCUUCCUCCUCCAGAAGAAGAUCUCCACCCCGACCAGACGACCCCGCCAGAGGAGCGCUGAUCUCCUCCCAGACACCAGCGCUACUCACUGCCUUCAGGAACCCUUUCCACUCCGGAUCCAGCCCCGCACGGUCCACCGAGCCCCGCCAGAACCAUGUCCGCCCCCGCCGGAGCCCCCGGAGCAGAUGGAGCCAACCAGCCGCCCAACCUCACCAGCAACCGCCGCCUGCAGCAGACCCAGGCCCAGGUGGACGAGGUGGUGGACAUCAUGCGUGUGAACGUGGACAAGGUGCUGGAGCGUGACCAGAAGCUGUCUGAGCUGGACGACCGGGCCGACGCCCUGCAGGCCGGGGCCUCCCAGUUCGAGACCAGCGCCGCCAAGCUCAAGAACAAGUACUGGUGGAAGAACGCCAAGAUGAUGAUUAUUCUGGGUGUGAUUUGCCUGAUUGUCGUCAUCGUCAUUAUUGUGUACUUCAGCACCUAAGAAGAGUUGUUCCUACCCCAGUCUCCACCCACGCCCUCGCAACAACAAACGUCCUCAAAUUGACGACCAAAUUAACCACUGGUGAUGAGUUUAGUUUCCAAUUCUUCCCCCUGUCCCCCUCCACGCCCACCGAUUGGUCUCGAUAUGCCCCCCCCCACCCUGCCGGGGCCCCGCGGCCCCCACCACCUCGCCUCUGGACCCCUGUGGUAUUUGUCCUGUGAGUCUGUGGCCCCCGUCUCCUUUCUAGGCUCAGCGGCUUUUCGAUUGGCCGUUCUGCCGAGCAAACACUGCGAUCGGCGGCUAGAGGAGGAGCGGCGACGGCGUUAAUGUGACUGGAAUAUAUAGUUCUUUGUAGAGUUUUAUUCUGAUAUAUACAUAUAUAUAUAUACUGUUUUUUGUAGGUGUGUGUGCGUGCGAGUGCUUUUUUGUACUUUUUGAGUUUUGUAUUCAUUUCUCCGUCUGCUUCGGUGUCAGCCCGCGCAGCCCGGGCGUAGCAUGUGACCGCGACCCCGCCGCCGGACCCCCGCUGUGCGUCUCGCACGCCCCCAUCGGUCCGGCGCGGCUUGCGGUUUUUCCCAAGCGAGCGCCGAGCAGGUUGUCAGCGUUCCCGUAUGUUCACGUCAUGGUCUAGGAACGUAACAUGAAGGCGUUCCCGUCGACGUUGUGGUAGAACCAUCUCACGCUAUCCGUAAAAUACGCCGUCGUAAAACAUCUUCUGGACCAAUGAAAUGUAAGACGUUCCGUGAUGUCACUGUCCUAGACCAUUCCAACGACAUACUAAUCGUUAGCUCUAAUGGGUGUCGAUAUUCUCUGUGAUCAAUAUUUCUAUUCAUCUUCAUCUUCAUUUUUUAUGAACCCACACCCGGUCUGCAUGCAUUUUUCUCUCUUGACGAUUUCAGAAAAGAAACUGCCAUAGUUCUUGGACCAAUGUCUGUAGAUGUUAAUUUUGUAACGUUUUUUCUUAGUGUCUUAUUUCGAAAACAUUCCUUCAUUGCAGUCUAGUGCAAAUGCUCAUAAUGUAGCACAUGUAAGUAUCUUUAAAAGAGCUACCGUAUGGUUCAAAGCCCUGUCACGAUGUCCUAAUAGAAGCAUAAAAUACAAUCAUUCUUUUAGCUGUAAGGGUUAGACUUUUGGUAUUUAAAUUGGGUUUUAAUUUGAUCAUAUAUACGAUGCUUUCUUUUUGUAAUAUAUAUGUAUAUGAUAUGUUACCAUAAACACGUAUACUAUGAUGUCGUAAAUACCAUAGAAGAUAUAAAAAAAUAACGUAAGUAAGACUCAACUUAACCGUAGAACAGAGAGCGGCGUCGUCGGGUUAGCUCUCAGCGCUAGUAGCCUCCGCUUCAGAAGCCCUGAAGCUCUUAUAUCAGAGGAGGGCCGACGUCACCGCCCCGCACACAAUAUAACCCGGGAACCCCUUUCAAACGCACAAAAGAGAAAGCUUGUUUUUGAUGGCGCUACUGUCUCAAGGCCCGGCCGCUGACAGGCCCUUAGCCGGCAGGGCCACACUUAACAAACCAACCCCCCCCCCCCCCAUUCAGCCCGGCUGGCCCUCAGAGGCACAGGGACUCGUUGGUUCUGGCGUUCGGCUACAGAACCCCAGCCCUCCGCCGGGGGUCCAGAGAGCGGUUCAGCUGAACGUGUGUGAGCGUGGGAGGAGCCUUCCCACCGACCGGCUCAAGGGCGUUCGGUGACUCUUGUUUUCUUUGCUUUCGCGUUGCGUCUCUCUCUCAGUUUUACUCCCAAUAGUCAAGGCCUUUUUUUCUUUUUUAUGUACGAUAGAUUAUAUUUAUAUAAUAGUAUAUUUUUAUGUGAGGCAGGCGCCGCGGCAGGGGGGGCGGUCCUUCGCGGUGUUCUGUCGCGGCGUCCGCCGGGUUUUUGUAACUGAGCUCCGCGCGUUAUUCACUGCCAAGUAUCUGGGGAGAGAGACCCUUAUCCUUUAGGUUGCACUUAUUUCUGUUCGUGGACCCCCGUCCUGGUCCGGUCACCUGACCUGUCGAGGGACACUCUUCGUUAUCGGUUUUCCAAACUUUUCCUAAGGUCUCACACAUCUUCACUGAACCAGAGCACCAAGCCGGGGCCCCCCGCUGUCACCAGGUGGGGCGCCCCCUGCUGUCACCAGGUGGGGCGCCCCCGGCCGCAUGCUGCCGGAUCCACCACUCUCUCUAUCCACUGCUCCUUCUGUCUACGGGCUGCAAGACAUGCACCUCCGGGGUGUGCGUGCGUGCGUGCGUGCGUGCGUGCGUGCGUGCGUGCGUGUGUGUGUGUGUGUAUGUGUGUGUACCUGCGUGUGGUGUGGUGUGUGUGUGUGUGUGUGUGUGUGUGUGUGCGCGUGUGUGUUCAGUAGUUGUAGCUCCACCUGCCUUUGGGAAUAUCCCCGGUUUAUCCCGACAGAUUAGGCUGCUUAACCGCUAAGGGCGUGUUUGUUUCCAUGGCAACCUAAGUAGCCGGGGGAGGGGGAGGGGCCGAGUUUAGAGGCCUGACGGACAGACAGACCGGGGCUCCGCCCCUCUCUGGGUGAGGAACGUUAUCGCUAUUUUUAACCAAAGACCAGAUUUUUUUAUGCUUAUGCUGCCAUUUGCCAUCAAAAACAAGUCAAAGGGAAACUCUCAAGAAUAUAAAGAAUACAAUAAGGAUACUUUUGAAGAUUCCCCUCAACAUAAGAGAGAUCUUAACGUAGAGAGAACCUCGACCCGCCCUUCUAACCCUUACAGGCGACAUGUCACGCAGACGGUAGUUCAACGUGCCCUUUGACAUAUGCAAGGUGAAACCCCAACGAUAAAGACUCCCGGGAGCGAGGACGCGAGCGUCGGGAGGUCGAGAUCCUGUACCCGAUAAUAGCACAACUCUUCUUCUGUUCCGUGUCUCCAUAGUGCUCGCGAGUGUUUUCAAAUCAAAAGACGUGUGUGACUUUUAACUCUAGAUGUUAGAUUAAAAAACUAGAAAAAAAAAAAACUACAAAAACAGCUGCAAAACAUCUGUAUCGUGUGGUGUUGUACCGGGGUUUAGUGGCGCCGGAGAGCCCAGCUCUUCAGGUUAUUACCAAGCUAACAAAAGAUUCAGCUCCAAAGGCAAACCUGUACCGUUUGAUUUUGCUGGUAUGAAUAUAUAUAUAACAUAUAUAUAUAUAUAUAUAUAUAUAACGUGUCCCAGUUCCAGCCGUCCACAGCGGCGGGAGCGUCCCAGUGGAAUCAGACGACUUGGCGUCCCUACGGAUUGGGGUAGGACCGCCGGGUGUCUCCGUACGUCCGUCCGUCCACCAGCGACCUUUGCGCGGUCGCCGUGACGACGCAGAAGUCCUUCUCUUUGCGGUCGUGUUACUUUUCGGUUUUCGUUUGGUGUGUUGUCAGGUUGUGAGAGGAGAAGUGUGCGUAUUCGAACACAACAGCACUUGUUUGUCGUUUUUGUUUAGUUUGGUUGGUUUUUGGCGGGAAACACGACGUUGGGCUAAAUGUUGUAGCGUGUUGUUGUCUUCUCCGGGAAAAAAGAUCAGAGAUCUCGAUAAAGGCUGUGUUUAACUCAUGGGGGGAGCGAUGGCCGUGUUAGUCCAGAUUAUGAGGUGCACAUUGAGAGCUUGGUUUGAAAGCACAGAGGGAGGGGGGGGACAAACAGCAUAAUAAAGAGGCUAAGGCUAACCACUAGCCCCUCAUGGCAGAGACGCAGCCUAAGGAGGGACCCUUUCGAGUCUCUGAUUCCCCCGGAGAGGGUCGCCAUUCAAGAUACAACGUCCUAGAAAUCAACUUUUAUUUUUAAAGAAAUUAUAAAAAACGAACCCCCACAUAUGACUUUUCUUUGCUCCACGUUCCAUGAUCUGUUUGUGUAAAAGCACUGUUUGGUGAACGCCAAGAACAGAGUGGGACGACGGUGGGACGACGGCGGAGGGAACAGAGUUAACCGUCGUCCAGAACGCUCCGAGUGGUUCUGUGGUUUGUGUUCGACGGUCGCUCCCGUAUCCAAUAUCAAUACCGAUAGAAAAAAACCUUUUUAUUAUUUUCUUCUGGAGAAGCGGCUGUUUAGUGUUUCUUAGGGACUGGUGGGGCUAGGGGCCCGCGUUGGCCCCGGCUGCUGGGCCUAUCAGGAGGGACGGACCCAGGGGCCGCCGGCAAUGUGCUCAGUCCAGACUUUAUUUUGUUAUUAGUUUAUCUUUUGGUUUUAUAUCGAUAGAUUUAUUGUGCUGUCAUUUGAUAUGGGAUUAGAACGUCAAGGAGUUUGCGUCUGUGUAAAUGAGUGGAAAUUUAAUUGAAAAACAGAAGUACAUAAAAUAACUGUAGUGUAAAUCUAUCAAUGUGUUAUUAUAUUGAUGAACAUCAUGAAAUAUAUGUAUAUUGGAAAAAAAUA